UUUUAGGGAAGAGGGGGCAAGCAUAGAGUGUUCACCUUUUCCUAUCGUUCCUAGAGGAUGGAUUACUUCAAUCACACAUGACUACGUGUUUCCAAACAGAAUCGGCAUGCAUUCUUUCAAUAGCUUCGUUUUUUUAUUUAGGGAGCUACAGGCUGAAACUCAGGUGUGUCUGUCUUCCUAUCACAUCUACAUCUAGAUGGGGGCAUUUCUGACUGUGCCCCUAUCCCAGGUGUUUUUCCAGGGCCAGAUUCGGUCCUCUUACACACACACACACACACACACACACACACACACACACACACACACACACACACACGAGAGGUUUUCUUAGACUCCGAAAAGUUGUCUAUUGUCUAAAGAAAUUACAUGUGAAAUACAGAGAUGACUAAUUUACCUUCCUUCCUCCUUCUCCUCUCCCUUCCUCCUCCCUCUUCCUUCUUUUCCUCCUCUACACAUUUCUUUCCUCCUCCCUCUCCCUUCCCCUUUCCUUCUUCUUCUUUUCCUACUCCUUCUCCUCCUUCCUUUCCUUCUACGUCCCCUCACCCAGCUGGAACACUCGGCGUUUUCCUGAGUUGAAAUGGUGCAGCUGGAAUAAAGCAAAGCGUCCCCGGCCUGGGCAGGUUAGUCACUGCCAGCGCCACUGCAGGCAGGUAGCCAGGACUGUGUUCUUUUCUUGGGGCCAUAGUACACCGGGAAAGUGACCUGGGUGUAGAAUCCAUCUGCUCAGAACGGCCGCACUGGGGCGACACCUCCGCAGUCGCCCAGGGACGCAGAGCGUGGACAGUCCAUCUCAGGGCUACCUGGAGAGAAACUCUGAAACUUGCCACCCGAAUUACCGAGGACCAGCAGCCAGGGCAGGCGACAAGUGAAUAGGGCUGAAGUUAGGUGUGCGCACAAAGCUGCAGAGUGGACCCAAAGGAGUUUGCGUCUGCAGUGAAGACAACACUAAGGAGCGAAAAGGGAGAUCGCCGGCUUGUACAGGUGAGGGCCCCCGCACUUCGUGGGACAAGAGCAGCCUCACUGAGGAGGGGAUGCCACUGCGGGCCGCCGGGGCUUCUUCCAAAGCAGGGGUGGGGAUGCUGAGUCACAGAUCUGUCACCACUUUGCACCUCUUCGCAACCCCGGGGGCUAAAGCAAAAGCGAAAGCGAAUGCUCCUGGCUGCCGGCUGGUCCUGGAGCUGAACUCGCCACCUCCCAGAGACCCCAGCCUUGCGUCCCGGUGGGUCACUGAGAGGGACGAUCGGCCAUGGCUUCACCGCAGCUCCGGGGCUGUGGAGUCCACGCCCUCCAGGUGUUGCUGCUACUGCUGCUGCUGUUGUUCCCGCUGCGGGUGACGCCGGGCACCACAUGUCCAACCCCCAUAUCUGUUGAACAUGCAAACAUCCGGGUCAAGAAUUACAGUGUGAACUCCAGGGAGAGGUAUGUCUGUAAUUUUGGUUUCAAACGGAAAGCCGGCACAUCCACGCUGACUGAGUGUGUGAUAAACAAGAACACAAACAGUGCCCACUGGACAACUCCUAACCUCAAGUGCAUCAGAGACCCCUCCCUGGCUCACCAGAGUCCAGUGCUACCUUCCACAGUAGUGACGCCAAAGGCCAUGACCCCACAGCCAGGGAGCCCCUCCCCUCCUGAAAAAGAACCAGAAGCCUUAUCUCCCAAAUCAGAUACCACAUUGGCCACAGAGACAGCUAUUGUGCCAGGCUCCCGGCUGACAGCAUCCCAACCAGCUUCUGCAGGAACCACAGAGACAGGCAGUCAUGAGUCCUCCCAAGCCCCAUCUCUUGCAGCAACAAUGACUUUGGAGCCUACAGCCUCCACUUCCCUCAGGAUACCAGAGAUUUCUCCAAGCAGUUCCAAAAUGACCAAAGUGGCCAUCUCCACAUCGGUCUUGGUCCUUCUGGUUGGUGCAGGAGUUGUGGUUUUCCUUGCCUGGUACAUCAGAUCAAGGCAAGCUUCACAGCCACGUGGUGUUGAGAUGGAAACCAUGGAAGCAGUGCCAAUGAGUGUGAGGACCAGCAGCACUGAGGAUGACCCAGGAACCUAACCUCACAACCUCCGAAACCCAGGGAAACCUGCCCCGCUGAGUCUAAAGAGAAGACCUGAAGGCAGCACUGCUGUUAGCUACGGAGCUCCAGGACCCAGGGAGCUGGGCACCAGGAGAAAGCACAUCGUGAUCACAUAGGCCUCCGGAAUGAUCUGUUUUACUGUGUCUGGGUGCCUCCCAAAUGCACGCCUGGGUUCUCCAGCAUCUGGAAGGACACCACCCUUCCAGCUGGCUCAGCGUCGAGGCCAACUUCCCCAAGUACAAGCAGCUUGAGCUCUCCUGGGAGACUCUCAUGGUCUCCAUAAAAGCGUCUAACUUCACUCCGACGUCAACUCAAAAUAGUGGACAGUGGUUCUCAAUCUGUGGGUCAUGACCCCUUUGGGGUUGUCAAAUGACUCUAUCAAAGGGGUCACAUAUCAGACAUCCUGUGUAUUAGAUAUUUACAUUACGAUUCAUAACAGUAGCAAAAUUACAGUUGUGAAGUCAUCAUAAAAAUAAUCUUGUGGUUGGGGGUCACCACAAGAUGAGGAAUUACACUAAAGAGACACAGCAUUAGGAAAGUUGAGAACUACUGUGGUAGACUCUCUUCCCUGUCCCCACCCUGACUUACAGUUUACAGAGCUCAGCAACACACCGGAAGCUCCCACUUCUCUCCAAGGCUCCUCUGGUACGGGGGAUGUCUGUAAAGAAGACCACAGCUGCUGAAGACUUAGUUGUCGCUGCUUUGCACCUAUUGGACAAGAGCAGAGAAAGGCAGAAGAGAUAUUGAGCCAAUAAAUCCUUUUGUAUAGGAUUUGUGACGAAAACUGAACUUAGUGAACUCUUACAUAUAUAUAUUUAUACUUCCUUUUCUGUUAUAUCUACAUAUAGUGUAUGAUUUAUAUUUGAA
Peromyscus californicus insignis is the source of this 2933-nucleotide messenger RNA. RefSeq names its product interleukin 15 receptor subunit alpha (gene Il15ra). Gene Ontology annotation, biological process: interleukin-15-mediated signaling pathway. Bases 1247 to 2044 code for a protein of 265 amino acids. The record is from RefSeq and is a predicted model, not a curated record. Lineage: Eukaryota; Metazoa; Chordata; Mammalia; Rodentia; Cricetidae. The transcript is spliced from 7 exons. Gene Ontology annotation, cellular component: plasma membrane. Gene Ontology annotation, molecular function: interleukin-15 receptor activity.